Molecule: messenger RNA, 2142 nt
Organism: Penicillium arizonense
Lineage: Eukaryota; Fungi; Ascomycota; Eurotiomycetes; Eurotiales; Aspergillaceae
Product: origin recognition complex subunit 4
Exons: 2
Coding region: 1-2142 (713 amino acids)
Biological process (GO): DNA replication; DNA replication initiation
Cellular component (GO): nuclear origin of replication recognition complex; nucleus
Molecular function (GO): ATP hydrolysis activity; DNA replication origin binding
Source: RefSeq, a predicted model, not a curated record
AUGAAGGACCCCCGUGCAUCGAAGCGGAGAAGAGUCUCCCAGGAUGAGGAUGGAGAUAUUGAGAUGGGAACUGAAGACGAAGAUAUCUUCGCCGUCCCAUCAUCUCCCGAUAAUGACAGAGCAUCUCCCACGCCUAAAAAAGCAUCCCGGCGUCGAUCUACCCAUGGCGAGAACCAGGACCAGGAGGUGCAGACACCCGCACGAGCUGGAACACGGACAAGCGGACGACAGCGCAAAACACCAAAGAGAUUUGAAGAAGAAGCCACUACGCCCUCUUCGAGGCGCAAGCCAGCAGCUACACCGAGGAGUGGGCGUCCGACCCGAAGCGCACAAAAGCCGAAACAAUCUCCUGUGGUAGACGACGACGAGGAGGAGGACGAGGUUGAAGACGAAGAUGGUGAUUUUAAGGAUGAAGAUGAGGAUGAAGACGACGCUGAGAUGGAAGUCGACGACCCAUCUCCGGAAUUUGCUCCCCGCUCUAUUACUAGAACCAGAUCGAGGAGAAGCACUGCGAGACCCAGAUGCAACAAAAAGGUGUCCGAUGAGCCGAAAGAAAAAUCACCAUCGCCGGAGUACCAGGACGGUCUGGAUGAUCUUGUGGCGAUGCAACUUCAACAAGACCUUCACGAGAACCAACCGGGAACGCAGGAGGCUGUUGAGGUUUCUGAGCCUUUGCCAGAAUAUGCGGAGAAAUUCCAAACUCUCUGUCAGGCCGGUCUCAGGGACGAAGUGCGCCUGCUUUCGACCAUUCUGCUUGAGAAGCUCUCUGGGAAGCGGCAGGUUCCUCUACGAGGACUAGAGCCUGAAUACCAGAAAGUACAUCAACUAGUUGAGUCAACUGUCUCAGUGGGCGAGGGUAACUCGAUGCUUCUUCUUGGAUCUAGAGGAUGCGGCAAGACGGCGAUUGUGGAAUCGAUCAUCUCAUCUCUCGCCAAGGAGCACAGAAACGAUUUCCACGUUGUCCGUCUCAAUGGCUUCUUGCACACGGAUGACCGUCUGGCUCUACGAGAGAUGUGGCGCCAGCUCGGUCGUGAGACUCACACCGAGGACGAUGCGGCCAAGGUCAGCUCUUAUGCGGAUACGAUGGCGACACUGUUGGCUAUGCUAUCGCACCCAGAAGAACUGUUCGGGGCUUCAGGUGGCGGAGGGGCAACUGCUGCGAAGUCGAUCGUGAUCCUGUUAGAUGAGUUCGAUCUAUUCGUCACCCACCCGCGACAGACUCUGCUGUACAACCUGUUCGAUAUCGCCCAGGCGCGUAAAGCACCAAUUGCAGUGAUUGGGCUUACGACAAAGGUCGACGUAACUGAGAUGCUCGAGAAACGUGUCAAGAGUCGUUUCAGUCAUCGAUAUGUCUAUAUCCCGCUCCCUCGAUCCUUCGAGAUCUUCUCAGAUGCUUGUCUGGGAAGUCUGGAUCUCAAUGAUUGCGAAAUAGCGGAUAUCGCAGAUGAACUUGGAACUGAACGUUCUCUGGUAGAGUCAGACAAAUGGAAGAUGCUACUCGAGGGAUGGAAAGAAUAUCUGAAGCACAUGUGGAACGACAAAGAUCUCCAAUUCCACCUCAAGCGAAUCUACAACCAAACCAAAUCCACCAAGGAGUUCUUCACCAGCGCCUUCCUCCCCAUCAGCGACCUCCUCCAGAGCGUCUCAACCGCAGACGCACACACUACCCCCCAAAUCCCAACUCCCAAAACCUUCGCUUCCCAAACCCUCUCAUGCCCCGACCCAGCACCUCUCCCCUUCUCCACAUCCAUCACAUCAUCCAGUCCCUCCUCACUGCCCCUGGCUCUAUUGGUAGCCGCCACCCGCCUGGCAGCCCUAUUCGACCCCGGAAACGACGGGUCCCAGAGCAUGUCACCACUUGCCCUCUCCUUCCCAGCCGCAUACGCAGAAUACGUCCGGCUGUUGACAUCCGCGAAGACGAAUGCGUCUGUGGGUGGAGCUGCCGCUACGCCUGGCCGUGUCUGGGGUAGAGAUGUGGCGAGGGAAUCCUGGGAGAAGUUGCUUAGUUGGGGUCUUGUUACUCCCGUUGGUAGUGGUAAUGGCACUGCUGAUGGGCAGAUGUUCCGUGUGGAAAUUAGCUUCGAGGAGGUUAUUGAGAUGGCAGGGUCUGGGGGUGCUUUGGGACAGUGGUGGCGCGAAUAG